AUGUGGCGAAUAAAAGGACUCAAUUACAUCCUGGCCCAUCGGUUCUGCCGUCUGCUUUCUACUAAUCUUCCUCCUCCUUCUCAUUUCUCUAAUCCAGGAGAGAUCCCGAACACCUACAAUAGCAAAACUACACUGAUAGACCAACACCAAACAUCUCCAGUUUCUUCGCAAAAUAGUCAGACGCCAUCUACAUUACCUCCUCCAACGUCCAGUGACAGAAGCAGCCCUCUUAAGGAAAUCACUACCUUGUUAGCGAUGGGCACGUUGGGGUAUUUGGCUAUAGACAAUUACUUGAACCGUGUCAAGUUAGAGAAAUUAGCCAAUGAAACUACCGCCAUCAACCUCAAAGCUCUCCAGAUCCAACAGACAAACUUCCUAAAUGCCCGAAAAGUUCGAGAUCUCCAGGUUCUUCAAGAAAGAAGAGACUAUGCAAAGAGAGACUUCAAAAUGGGCUUACAUAUAGCAAUAUUACGCCAACAAUUGGCAGACCUCGGAGUUGAGCCGAUAGAUAUCGAAACUGCCAUCAAGGAGUUUGAAAAGAACGUCAGAGCUGAUAAUUCAGUCAAAAACGUCAGUGGUCAAACCCUUUGGUUGGUGGAUAAUUCUCGUACGUAUAACUAA
Scheffersomyces stipitis CBS 6054 is the source of this 621-nucleotide messenger RNA. RefSeq lists its product as uncharacterized. The record is from RefSeq and is a predicted model, not a curated record. The transcript has a single exon. The coding region runs from base 1 to 621 and encodes 206 amino acids. Lineage: Eukaryota; Fungi; Ascomycota; Pichiomycetes; Serinales; Debaryomycetaceae.